This is a messenger RNA of Psammomys obesus (fat sand rat), 1290 nucleotides long. It is a transcript of the gene Septin14, whose product is annotated as septin 14. Gene Ontology annotation, molecular function: GTPase activity; GTP binding; molecular adaptor activity. Bases 1 to 1290 code for a protein of 429 amino acids. The record is from RefSeq and is a predicted model, not a curated record. The transcript is spliced from 9 exons. Gene Ontology annotation, cellular component: microtubule cytoskeleton; septin complex; septin ring. NCBI's taxonomy places the organism in Eukaryota, Metazoa, Chordata, Mammalia, Rodentia, Muridae. Gene Ontology annotation, biological process: cytoskeleton-dependent cytokinesis.
AUGGCAGAAAAACCAAUGAACAUGUUGACACAAACAAAUAACAAUGACGAUACACAAAACGAGAACAUCCGCUGCUUAACCACUCUUGGACAUUUUGGGUUUGAAUGUUUGCCCACUCAGCUGGUGAGCAAAUCUAUUCAGAAAGGAUUCUCUUUCAAUAUUCUCUGCGUGGGAGAAACUGGAAUUGGAAAAUCAACACUUAUCAAUACACUGUUCAAUACCAAUAUGAAAGAGAACAAGACCUCCCAUUUCUAUUCAAAGGUUGGACUUAAAGUGAAGACAUAUGAACUCCUAGAAAGAAAUAUUCCCCUGAAAUUGACUGUUGUGAAAACAGUGGGGUAUGGCGAUCAAAUCAACAAGGAUGCCAGCUACCAGCCACUAGUCGAGUACCUGGAUGCCCAGUUUGAAGCGUACCUCCAGGAGGAGCUGAAAAUCAAGCGCUCCUUGGCCGACUAUCACGAUUCUCGAAUCCACGUCUGUCUUUAUUUCAUUGCUCCAACGGGACAUUCUCUCAAGGCCUUGGACCUGUUAACCAUGAAGAGCAUCGACAAAAGGGUGAACAUCAUCCCACUGAUUGCCAAAGCCGACUCACUUUCCAAAAGCGACCUGCAGAGGUUCAAGAGUAACAUCAUGAGUGAACUGGUCAGCAGCGGCGUCCAGCUGUAUCAGUUCUCGAUCGAUGACGAAGCCACUGCUCAAGUCAGCAGCUCAGGGGUGUUACCUUUCGCUGUGGUAGGAAGCAUGGAGGAGGUGAAAGUUGGAAAAAGGACGGUCAAGGGUCGUCAUUACCCUUGGGGAGUUUUGCAAGUGGAAAACGAAACUCACUGUGACUUUGCGAAGCUCCGGGAUUUGCUUCUGUGUACUAAUAUGGAAGAUCUGAAAGAUCUAACCCACACUCAGCACUAUGAAUGUUACAGGAGCAACAGGCUGCAGAAACUGGGCUUCAGUGAUAUGGGCCCAGACAAUCAGCCAGUGAGUUUUCAAGAGAUGUAUGAAGCCAAAAGACAGGAGUUCCAUGACCAGUGUCAGAGGGAGGAGCAAGAACUGAAGCAGACUUUCAUACUACGAGUCAAGGAGAAGGAGCUGACCUUUAAGGAUGCGGAAAAGGAGCUGCAGGACAAGUUCGAGCACCUGAAGAGAAUCCAGCAAGAGGAGAUCCUGAAACUGGAGGAAGAGAGAAGGAAACUGGAGGAGCAGAUCAUCGAGUUUUAUAAAACGAAGGCUGCUUCUGACACGAUGCAGGCUCAGGUGUGCAGCAACCUAAAGAAGGACAAAGAGCGUAAGAAAUGA